AUGCUUCUGUGGCUGCUGCUGCUGAUCUUGACUCCUGGAAGAGAACAAUCACGGGUAGCUCCAAAAGCAGAACUUCUCCUCGAACCUCCAUGGUCCACAACCUUCAAAGGAGAAAAAGUGACUCUCAUAUGCAGGGAAUCCCAUUCCCUAGCCCCGGGAAAUACAUUGUGGUAUCAUGGUAAGAAAUCGUGGAGAGUAGGACAUAACAAGAUCCAAAUUACAGAGUCUGGAAAUUACAAAUGCAAGACCGGAGGAUCCUCCCUCAGUGACGCUGUGCAUGUGGAAUUUUCAUCUGACUGGCUGAUCCUGCAGGCUUCACAUCCGGUCUUUGAAGGAGAUAAUGUCACUCUGAGAUGUCAGGGGAAAGAUGACAUAUAUGCCAAAAACAAGGUUUACUACAAGGAUGGAAAACGGCUUCCUAAUAGUUAUAAUUCAGACUCCAUCAAACUGAAUUCGGUCUCCAGGGACAAUAGCAAAUAUCAUUGUACUGCUGAGAUGACGAUAUUCCUAAUAAAAUAUGAAGAAACUUCAAACUACCUAAAUAUCCAAGUUCAAGAACUGUUUCCACAUCCUGUGCUGAGAGCCAGCUCUUCCACACCCAUAGAAGGGAGUGCCAUGACCCUGACCUGUGAGACCCAGCUCUCUCCGCAGAAGCCAAAUGUUCAGCUCCAGUUCUCCUUCUUCAGAGACAGCCAGACCCUCGGAUCAGGCUGGAGCAGGUCCCCCAAGCUCCAGAUCCCUGCCAUGUGGACAGGAGACUCAGGAUCUUACUGGUGUGAGGCAGAGACAGUGACUCACAGCGUCAAAAAAAGGAGCCUGAGAUCUCAGAUACAUGUACAGAGAGUCCCUGUGUCUAAUGUGAAUCUAGAGAUCCAGCCCGCCGGAGGGCAGCUGAUUGAAGGAGAAAAUAUGGUCCUUAUUUGCUCAGUAGCCCAAGGUUCAGGGAAUGUCACAUUCUCCUGGCACAGAGAAGGAACAGUAAGAAGCCUGGGUAGAAAGACCCAGCGUUCCCUGUUGGCAGAGCUGCAGGUCCCCACUGUGAAGGAGAGAGAUGCAGGGAGAUACUACUGUGCAGCUGACAAUUUUCACGGCCCCAUCCUCAGCACAUGGAUUCGAGUCACCGUGAGGAUUCCAGUGUCUCGCCCUGUCCUCACCCUCAGGACUCCCAGGCCGCAGGCCGUGGUGGGGGACCUGCUGACGCUUCACUGUGAGGCCCAGAGAGGCUCUCCCCCGAUCCUGUACCAAUUUUAUCACAAGGAUGUCACCCUGGGGAACAGCUCAGCCCCCUCUGGAGGAGGAGCCUUCUUCAACCUCUCUCUUACAGCAGAACAUUCUGGAAACUACUUCUGUGAUGCUGAUAAUGGCCUGGGGGCCCAGCACAGUCACAGAGUGAGUCUCAGCGUCACAGUUCCAGCGUCUCGCCCUGUCCUCAUUCUCAGGGCUCCUGGGGCGCAGGCUGCAGUGGAGGACCUGCUGGAGCUUCACUGUGAGGCCCUGGCAGGCUCCUCCCCAAUCUUGUACUGGUUUCAUCACGAGAUUGUCACCCUGGGAAGCAGCUUUGCCCCCUCUGUAGGAGAUGCCUCCUCCAACCUCUCUUUGACUACAGAACACUCUGGAAACUACUCUUAUGAGGUUUUGGGGGCCCAGCGCGGUGAGGCAGUGACACUCAAUGUUACCUGGGCCAGAGGAACCUCUGGGAACAGAGCAGGCCUUACCGCGGCGGCAGUCACGCUACCACUCAGCAUCCUGGGCAUUGCUGCCGCUGCUGCUCUGCUGCAUCGUGCCAGGACCCGAAGGAAAGCAGGAGGACUUUCUGCCCCUGGAACACCUAGUUACAGUUCUAGCACGUGUCAGGAGCCUGCCUUGUCCAAGUCUUCCAGGAUAGACCCUCAAGAGCCCACUUACUCUGAACCACUAGCUCUAAUGGAGCUGGAGCCAAUGUACAGCAAUGUAAAUCCUGGAGAUAGCAACCAGGUUUAUUCCCAGAUCUGGAGCAUCCAGCAUACAAAAGAAAAUUCAGCUAAUUGUCCACGGAUGCAUCAGAAGGAUGAGGAACUCACAGUCUUGUAUUCAGAGUUGAAGAAGAUACACCUAGAUGACUCUGCCAGGCAGGCUAGCAACAGAGGCAGGGUGCCCGAAGAUGAUGAAGAAAACUAUGAGAAUGUACCAUGUGUAUCACUGGCAUCAGACCACUAGCCCCUUACCCAGAGUGGCCCACAGGAAACAGUCAGCACCAGUUUUUUCUAUUCUCUCCAACCACACAUCAUCCCUCUGUCCAGACUCUGCCUCCUAUGAGGCUGGGCUGCAGGGGAUGUGAGGUUGUGCAAAAGGUCUGCAAAUCUCCCUUGUGCCCGAGUCUGUGUGUUCCUUGGGAAAAGAGUGGGCAGCCUCUGAGCAAGCACUAUGUUAUUUUCACAGCGGAGACACAUGGCAAGGCAGAAGGGCCCUCAGCUCCUAGGGCUGUAGAAUUAGAGGAGAGAGAAAUGUUCUAGCCAGGGCUACGAGGGCACAAUCAUGACCAUUUGAUUCAAGGGUAAUUGUAAGCUGUUAAUGUGCUAUCUUUGUAUAAACAACUUGCUCCAAAUAUUUUCUUUCCUUUUUUGUGUGGCUAGAAGUGGCAUUGCUGAUGUUUUGGUGCACAUGCUGUAUCCUUGCCACCAUAUUGGGAAUAACCAAAACAAGUUAUAGAACAAGAUUUUAAGGUGAUUCUAUCUGAAGUGCAUUUUUGUGCUUACAGAGUGACAUUCCCAGCCAAAUUACCUUAAGAUAUGAUGAAAAAUAACCCCAGCACUUUAUUAAAGGCUCUGCUAGUUUCAGAUGUGACCUGCAUCCCCACUGCAAAGACCUUAUAUAUAAAUAAUCACAUUAAUUGUGAUUUCUGCUUUGUGACAUAGUCUCAUCAUUUCCCGUAUGUGAUCUAUUUCUAGUCAGUUUUUAUUCUUACAAGCACCCAUUAACCCCGAGAUAAUAACCUACUCUAUCUAUGUGGCUUCUCCCAUUCUUUUCCUCCGUCUCACUCCAUCUGACAAGAAGCCAUUCUAAAUCUUAUGUUUAUUAUUCUGCUGCUCUCCUCUUUCUAUCGUAGUAAUGUAUCUAUGUGUUCCUUAAAUAUAUUUCUGUAUUAGUUUUAACUAUAAGUUAAAGACCAUAUUGUUGUAGGUAAUUUUUUUAGUAUUUUUCUCUUCAUGUUAUAUUUCUAAGAUUUAUCCAUAUUGUUUCAUGUUGCUAUAGUUCAUUUGUUUUUAUUGCUAUUUAGUAUUUACUUGUGUAAAAUAUCUGGCUUAAUGUUUUCCUAGUUAUCACUAUUAAAAACUCUUUCCACGGUGCUUUGAAUUUUUGACAAAAUGAAUAUGACAAAAAUGAAAAUUUACCAACAAUUUUUAGUGACUUCACCUCCAUUCUGAAAUCCUGAUGUUUCCAAAUAUCUCUGACCAUCUCACAUUCUAGGACAACUGAGAUUACAUUAACAUUAAUCUCUGAAUUUUGCCAAUUCUAGGCCUUCACUUGGUUCGUGUAGGAACACCAAGUCUCUUGAAAAGCAUCACAUCUUCCUCUAACCAAUAUUUCCUGAAGUCCCUAGAGAACGUCUUACAUGCAUUCAAACAAACAUCAUUUCUGGAGAUACACUAUAGGGGCCCAGAACCUCUGCUAACCUUAGGUUCCAUCACUGUGGAAGUUGAGUUUCACCAGAAGGCACUGUUUUCCUCCAUUACUACCAGCGGAGCCAACUAAGCCACAGCUGCUGGCCUCAGCUAGUGUGAUGGUCAAUCCACACUGCUCUCACUGGCCUCUGUUCCCCUAUUCCUGGCCUUUGACAGCAGGGCAUGAUGUCCUGCCUAUACUGAGAUGCUGAUCUCUGCCAAUUCAUCUUCAUAUAGGCAUUACAGUUUUAAGGUCCCUUGAAGAGGGAGGAGGCAAAUGUCUCUGACUUCUAUGUAAUACACUCGGCUG
This is a messenger RNA of Saimiri boliviensis boliviensis (Bolivian squirrel monkey), 3951 nucleotides long. It is a transcript of the gene FCRL3, whose product is annotated as Fc receptor like 3. The record is from RefSeq and is a predicted model, not a curated record. Gene Ontology annotation, cellular component: external side of plasma membrane. Lineage: Eukaryota; Metazoa; Chordata; Mammalia; Primates; Cebidae. Gene Ontology annotation, biological process: cell surface receptor signaling pathway; immune response. Gene Ontology annotation, molecular function: transmembrane signaling receptor activity.